Lodderomyces orthopsilosis Co 90-125 is the source of this 681-nucleotide messenger RNA. Its product is annotated as dolichyl-diphosphooligosaccharide-protein glycotransferase. The record is from RefSeq and is a predicted model, not a curated record. The coding region runs from base 1 to 681 and encodes 226 amino acids. Gene Ontology annotation, biological process: protein N-linked glycosylation. NCBI's taxonomy places the organism in Eukaryota, Fungi, Ascomycota, Pichiomycetes, Serinales, Debaryomycetaceae. The transcript has a single exon. Gene Ontology annotation, cellular component: oligosaccharyltransferase complex; membrane.
AUGGCAAAGAAAGAAACAGCAGCAAUCAAGAAAGCUCAGGCAGCAAAAGCAAACUCCUCUUCUGCUAGCUUUUCCUCCUCCUCCUCUCCCGAUUCAAUCCUUCCACUUCAACCAAAAUCAGUAACUACAACAUUCAACGAACUAAAAUCAGCAAUAAACACAACCAUGCAAGAUUAUUUCUCCACAUUAACUCCCAAAUUAAAAUUGAUUGAUUUAUUCCUUGCGUUUUUGGUAACCUUGGGAAUUUUACAAUUUGUAUAUGUGCUUUUGAUUGGUAAUUUUCCAUUUAAUGCUUUUCUUGGUGGAUUUGCUAUAUGCGUGGGACAAUUUGUGUUGCUAGUUAGUUUAAGAUUGCAAAUCAACGAUAGCAGUGGUGAGGAAGAGGGAAAGGAGACUGUUGUUGUGAAGAGUAAAAGUAAGAGUAAGAAGAAGAGUGAUAAAGGUGCAAAAGGUGCAAAAGGUGAAAAAGGUGCAAAAGGUGAAAAAGGUGAAAAAGGUGCCGAAGAUGACGAGGUUGAUGAAGUUGACGAGAUUGUUGAUGUUGUUGACGUUGAUGAGGAUGAUACUGACGGUGGUAAGUCUAAGAAGGUGUUUACUGGUAUCUCUCCAGAAAGAUCGUUCGCAGAUUUCAUAUUUGCUAGUUUGAUUUUACAUUUUAUCGUUAUUCACUUUAUAAAUUAG